ACUAUCCGAUCCCAAUUCGUCACUGGAGAGGCAUGGGUGAGUAGAAAGUUAGAAGGUGGGAAUUUGUUGUGUAACAGCAAUUUGGCAUGGAAAUUGGUCAAAUACGAGGUUCAGCGAUUCCUAUCCACCGUGGCCAUGUCUCGCUGUCGAGAACCCCAACGUUGUCGUGCUCCCGAAAACGCAUGUUUAUUCUAGGAAUGGGAUUCGUGGGGCAAUCGUUUGCACGCAAGCUCCACAACCAAGGAUGGGUGGUGUCUGGGACUUGCAGAACCCUUGUGAAGAAGAAGCAGCUUCAGGACAUGGGAUUUCGUGUUCACCUUUUUGAUGCAAACCACCCCGAACUGAGUAUCCUACGACUACUAAAAAAUUACACCCACUUUCUUGUUUCUGUCCCACCUACUGUGGGCAUUGGUGAUCCGAUGCUUCAGCAUGAAGAACUUAUAAGAAGCUCGUUAGUCAAUGGAGAUCUUCAGUGGCUCUGUUACUUGUCUUCAACUAAGACACUUUCUGUCUGGCAGGCAUCUAUGGAGACUGUGACGGUGAAUUGGUGGAUGAGGAGUAAGAGAGUUUGUCCAACAAACCCAGAAAGUGAGUUGGCUAAAUUAAGAUUAACAUCUGAAGAAGGCUGGUCAAAUUUGGCUCACAAUCUUGGGAUAUCACCGCUAUUAUUUAGACUGGGAGGUAUCUAUGGUCCUGGUAGAAGUGCUGUUGAUACAAUAAUCAAGCAGAAGUCCUUGUCAGAAGGUCAGAAGAGGAGAAAGUACCGAAAAUAUACAUCCAGAGUUCAUGUUGAUGACAUCUGUCAGGCACUUAUGGCUACUAUAUAUGCACCUCCCCCAAGGGAAGUUUACAAUAUUGUUGAUGAUGAUCCUGCUCCACGAGAAGAAGUAUUUGAAUAUGCAAGAAAAUUGGUGGAGAAAAAGUGGCCAGGCUUGAACUUACAACCUUUGGAGCAGAAAGAGUGCUCAGUUGUAAAAACAAGAAAUCCAAGGGGUGAGAAGCGAGUGUCUAAUGCCCGAAUGAAGAAGGAACUGGGAGUGCAGCUACUUUACCCUGAUUACAUAUCAGGAUUGCAGAGUAUCAUUGACCAAAUUGAGAGUCCUUUCCAGUGUUAUUGACAUAUUUUGAUCAACGCCCCUGCUCAGUAUUAUGAUUCAUAUCGCGUAUGUUUGGCAUUACAUCGCGGGCAAAUGCUAUUGCAAUACUUCAUAAUGUUGAACUUGGAAGUUAACACUUCAAAAACCGGAGGAUAAAUUGUUCUUCCAUCUCAUAAUAAAGCAAUCAUGGUGGAGUUCUUCCUUUUUCUUCCCUAUUUUCUCCUGUAUAUUGAAUCCUGACGUUGUCAUAAUGAACAAUAUGAACCUUGCUGCGUUAAUUGAUAGAUGA
This is a messenger RNA of Gastrolobium bilobum, 1386 nucleotides long. RefSeq lists its product as uncharacterized. Lineage: Eukaryota; Viridiplantae; Streptophyta; Magnoliopsida; Fabales; Fabaceae. The record is from RefSeq and is a predicted model, not a curated record. The coding region runs from base 87 to 1118 and encodes 343 amino acids. The transcript has 8 exons.